This is a messenger RNA of Sclerotinia borealis F-4128, 864 nucleotides long. The record is from the annotation of a GenBank genome assembly. Lineage: Eukaryota; Fungi; Ascomycota; Leotiomycetes; Helotiales; Sclerotiniaceae.
AUGCGUUUCUUACGCUCAUUAAUACCUUCAUUGGUACUCGUUGGUGCCGGAAUUGUCAAUGCUGCUUCAUCAUGGAGCUUCGAUGAGGCGAUUGUUUCUGUGAGCGGAAAGGGUGCUGCUGGGGGGUUUAAGGACAAACUAUCAGACCAUGUCCCUCUUGCAAAACCAAUAUCUCUUGGCGCGGCAGAUACUCUCAAAAUCGUCCUUACGGCUACUGAAGAUCGCACUGCCAAACGACCACAUCAAGCAUUUUUACUCCUUAGAGAUCAAGACACCGGUCUUGAGACUACCUUUCCUUUCUCCGUGAAGGAGUCUGGUAAGGGAAAGGUUGACUUUGCCCAAAAAGAUCUUCCAAUCCAACUUCUCACAAGCUCCAAACCUUUACGUGUCACUCUUGUUCUUGCAUCCUUUGGUUCUGCACAAGCAUUCAGCAACCAUGUUUUUGACCUCGCUCUCUCCCUCGAUACCAGCAAGCCAAUUCCCGCAUAUGAGAAGCCAUUGAGAUACGGGAAACUACCUGAAAUCAACCACAUCUUCCGUGCUGAUCCUCAAAGUGGACCUAAGAUAUUUUCUCUUGUCUUCUCAUUCGCAGUUCUAGCUACCAUUCCAGUGUUGUUGGUUGCUUGGGCUUACCUUGGAGCCAACCUUUCUCACCUCUCAAAAGCUACCUCCACCGCACCAAUCUCCCACGCCCUCUUUUAUGGCUCGAUCAUUGCUAUGGAAGGCAUCUUCUUCUUAUACUACUCAAGCUGGAAUCUAUUUCAGACUUUGCCCGCUGCAGGUGUUGUAGGAUUAGUCGCAUUUUUGAGCGGAAGUAAAGCGUUAUCCGAGGUGCAAAGCCGUCGAUUAGCAGGAGAGAGAUAA